This is a messenger RNA of Ruditapes philippinarum (Manila clam), 1095 nucleotides long. Its product is annotated as dopamine beta-hydroxylase-like. The transcript has 7 exons. Gene Ontology annotation, molecular function: copper ion binding; dopamine beta-monooxygenase activity. NCBI's taxonomy places the organism in Eukaryota, Metazoa, Mollusca, Bivalvia, Venerida, Veneridae. The record is from RefSeq and is a predicted model, not a curated record. The coding region runs from base 31 to 999 and encodes 322 amino acids.
UAACGUAUUAAUUAUGUGAUAUUUUAAACAAUGAAAAUAUUAUCGCUGCAAUUCACAUGUAUGUUCCUAUUUUUCCACGACCGUCUUGUGCUUGUGGAUACGGAAAACAUCAACGAGACGAAUGUGAUAGAUUUACGACUCCCCUAUGUCAGAGUUCCUGAAACAAAAACUUACUAUGUUUGUCAGCAAUUUGAGGUCAAAGAUGACAUACCAUAUCACGUCACGAGAUUUGAACCAAUCAUAAACAAUACUGAUAUCAUUCAUCACAUGCUUGUAUUCGGAUGUGACUUCGAAAUGGAUGAAAAGGGGCCUCAUCCAUGUGACUCGUUAGACUACAGGUGUCACACAUGGCUCGGCAAGUGGGAUGUUGGAAUGGAUGAUCUUAUAAUGCAAGAUAAUGGGGGUGUCAGAAUAGGGAAAGGUUCGUUCAAGUAUCUAUUACUGCAGAUACACUGGAAUAAUGAGAUGGGUUUGAAAGAUGAAACUGACAGUUCUGGGAUGCGGUUGCAUGUUACUUCUCAUUUACGUGCAAACGACAUCGGAAAUGUUCAAAUUGGUCAAAACGACAUUAACAUCCCCGGGGAAACUGAUCACGUUCUUAUAUCCGGAAUAUGUCCCGGUAGAUGUACGGGUCUUAUGCUACCAUCACCAAUCUAUAUUACAAACGUAUAUUUGCAUAUGCAUGGACUAGGUGUAAGGGCGACAUUGGGCAUCCAUCGAGACAGAGAAGUAACUGAGACCAUAGCAACAGAGGACAACUAUAAUUAUACAAAUCCUAUCUGGCACAAUAUGUCGCCACCUGUGAAAGUUAAUCCGGGAGAGCCUAUAGAAAUAAAAUGUUGGUUUGACAGCAAGAAUGGUUUGAGAUUCAGACAAAAUACAACGAAUUAUGGUCAAGGAACAAAGGCAGAGAUGUGUUAUGCAUUCAUAAGAUACUAUCCAAGAAUUCUUGGCUUCGACCAAUGUCUUCAAAAAGGAAAUAAGACGUUGAAUUGUUAGUUUAUCUGUAUGCUAUUUGUAUUCUAUAUUAAUUUUUAUAAGUCAUUUUUGUGAUUUAUCAUUAGAAUUAAAAUGAUGAUGAGCUUUAUAAAAUCA